Messenger RNA from Drosophila eugracilis, 817 nucleotides. RefSeq names its product probable Ufm1-specific protease 1 (gene Ufsp1). The transcript is spliced from 2 exons. Lineage: Eukaryota; Metazoa; Arthropoda; Insecta; Diptera; Drosophilidae. Bases 67 to 771 code for a protein of 234 amino acids. The record is from RefSeq and is a predicted model, not a curated record.
AAACAACAAAGGAACAGGUGCCAUAGGUGUAGGUUAUCGAGUUUCUCAGUUGAACAAAAAAUUACAAUGGGAUCGGAUGAAACUGCUUCGGAUUAUGGGGACUCCGAGACGAAGUCCUUUAAACUUGUCCCGAAGGUGUAUUCCUAUCCGCUCCUGGAUAAUCCGCAAGCCCCGCUGGCCUUGCCCACUGAGGACGGUCAGACGCUCGCUAUCCGCGGUGGCUUUACUUACUUUCACUACGGAUGCGAUGGCCACCAGGAUGCGGGCUGGGGCUGCGGCUACCGUACUCUGCAAUCGGCCAUUUCCUGGGUUUACCAACGACGGGGCAAUAUUAAGCAUGUGCCCUCCAUUCAGGAGAUCCAGAAGAUCUUGGUGGCUCUCGGUGAUAAGGGUCCGGACUUUAUAGAUUCCCACGACUGGAUCGGGACCCUCGAGGAGUUCUACGUGAUUGAUGUGCUUCUCGAGCUACCCUGCAAGAUUUUGCAUGCUAAAGAGCUCAACUCGCCGGAAAUCCUCGGUCAGAUUAGUAAAUAUUUUGAGGAGUACCAAGGUUUUAUCGCUAUGGGAGGACUAAGUGACACCGCCUCCAAGGCUAUUACAGGCUACCAUCGUAGUGCAGAAGGUCGCAUCUUCUUGCAGGUGGUGGAUCCGCAUUUCUCAGGUGUGCCCAGCUCGCGGCAGCAGUUAAUCGAUCAGGGCUACAUCCGCUGGAUGCCUGUCGACGAGUUUCCCGCUAGCACGUACAACCUGUGCCUCAUUUUGCAGCCGUAGAUGCAACUCUUAGUACUUAUUUUAGCAAUAAAACCAUCUGAACACA